This is a messenger RNA of Alternaria metachromatica, 1656 nucleotides long. It is a transcript of the gene CNA1, whose product is annotated as 3',5'-cyclic-nucleotide phosphodiesterase (PDEase) (3':5'-CNP). NCBI's taxonomy places the organism in Eukaryota, Fungi, Ascomycota, Dothideomycetes, Pleosporales, Pleosporaceae. The record is from RefSeq and is a predicted model, not a curated record. Gene Ontology annotation, biological process: fungal-type cell wall organization; calcineurin-mediated signaling. Gene Ontology annotation, molecular function: calmodulin-dependent protein phosphatase activity; calmodulin binding. The transcript is spliced from 5 exons. The coding region runs from base 1 to 1656 and encodes 551 amino acids. Gene Ontology annotation, cellular component: calcineurin complex; cytoplasm.
AUGGAGAACCAACCGCAGGACGUCGACCAGUCCAAGUACAUUGACAAUGCUAUUCGCGCCGUCCGUGAGAAGAAGCCGCUCCCCGAGAUUGACUUCACCCUGCAUACUAUGGAGGAUGGAAACCAAGUGAGCACCCAGGAACGUGUAUGCAAAGACGUACAAGCACCCGCCUUCCACCCGCCCACCGACGAGCAAUUCUUCUCCCCUCAAGAUCGCACAAAGCCCAACAUCCAAUUCCUGAAGCAGCACUUCUAUCGCGAAGGUCGCUUGACCGAACAACAGGCGCUAUGGAUCAUAAAGAAAGGCACAGAGAUCCUCAAGUCGGAACCCAACAUGCUGGAGAUGGACGCACCCAUUACCGUGUGCGGUGAUGUUCACGGCCAAUACUACGAUCUCAUGAAGCUGUUUGAAGUCGGUGGCGACCCAGCAGAGACGCGCUACCUCUUCUUGGGAGACUAUGUCGAUCGCGGCUAUUUCAGUAUAGAGUGUGUUUUGUACCUCUGGUCGCUCAAGAUCUGGUACCCCAACACCCUCUGGCUUCUCCGAGGAAAUCACGAGUGCCGCCAUUUGACCGACUACUUCACAUUCAAGCUCGAAUGCAAGCACAAGUACUCCGAGGCCGUGUACGAGGCCUGCAUGGACUCGUUCUGCGCACUCCCCUUAGCGGCUGUUAUGAACAAGCAGUUCUUGUGUAUACACGGUGGAUUGAGUCCCGAGCUCCACACUCUGGACGACUUGAAGAGCAUUGACCGUUUCCGCGAGCCACCUACCCACGGCCUCAUGUGCGAUAUUCUCUGGGCUGAUCCUCUCGAAGAAUUCGGCCAGGAGAAGACCAACGACUUCUUCGUUCACAACCACGUCCGCGGAUGCUCAUACUUCUUUUCGUACCCCGCUGCGUGCGCUUUCCUCGAGAAGAACAACCUUCUGUCAAUCAUCCGCGCACACGAGGCGCAAGAUGCUGGAUACCGAAUGUACAGGAAAACACGGACGACUGGUUUCCCCAGUGUCAUGACAAUCUUCAGCGCGCCGAACUACCUCGACGUAUACAACAACAAGGCUGCGGUUCUGAAGUACGAGAACAACGUCAUGAACAUCCGACAGUUCAACUGCACACCGCAUCCGUACUGGCUGCCUAACUUUAUGGACGUCUUCACAUGGUCAUUGCCAUUUGUUGGCGAAAAGAUUACUGACAUGCUCAUUGCGAUCCUAAACACCUGUUCGAAGGAGGAGCUCGAAGAGGAGACGCCCAGCUCUCUGGCUUCCGGUCCAUCAUCGCCACCCCUCUCCAGCCUCGACCCAGAUUCGACCGAGUUCAAGCGACGUGCGAUCAAAAACAAGAUUCUGGCGAUUGGUCGCCUCUCUCGUGUGUUCCAAGUGCUGCGCGAGGAGUCUGAGCGUGUCACUGAGCUCAAGACUGCAUCGGGUGGUCGACUUCCCGCGGGUACGCUCAUGCUCGGUGCGGAGGGAAUCAAGCAGGCGAUCCACAGCUUCGAGGACGCACGCAAGGUUGAUUUGCAGAACGAGAGGCUCCCGCCGAGCCACGAAGAGGUGCGAAAGUCUCAGGAGGUUAGCCGAGAGCAGGCUCUCGAGAAGGCCACCAAAGAAGCCGACAACGACCAAGGUCUCGCGACUGUCGCAAGACGCAUCAGCAUGUAA